UCGAUUUCAAACACCAUCUCCAGUACACCACCGUUAUAUAAAUCUAGGUCUUACAUUGAAUCCAAUACUUCCGAGUUCUAGCUAGAAUGGAACUCUUCGAUCUUGCGCUCUACCUGGGCUUGAUCCUCCUGGCUGGAGCGCUAUGGAGGCAAUACCGCUCUUUCAAGGUACGACUACCACCAGGUCCGCGGGGCUUGCCUUUGAUCGGCCAUCUCCAUCUCCUGAGCACACUGCCACACCGAUCCUUGCAAAAGCUGUCGCAAGCCCACGGGCCACUCAUGCACCUCCGAUUUGGCACAGUACCAGUGAUUGUGGCGUCCAGUCCAGCCAUGGCCAAGGAAGUUCUCAAGACCCACGACCUCGCAUUUGCGUCGAGGCCAUACCUCCUCGUCGGUGAGUACGCUGCUUACAACUUCCACAACAUUGGCCUCGCCCCCUAUGGCGAUCACUGGAAGAUGAUGAGGAAGCUGUGCUCCACCGAGCUCUUCACGGCCAAGCGGAUCGACUCCUUCUCGUGGGUGAGAGUGGAGGAGCUGUCCGGCAUGGUAUCUGGAUUGCUGGCGAAAUCGGCGAGCAAGGAGGUGGUGCAAAUCAAGAGCUUCCUCACCGACUUUACUUUCAAUGUCAUGACGCGAAUCCUGAUGGACCGCGCCUUCUUCGGGCCGGCUGGCGCGGACUCACAGGGCAAGGCUCGGGAGUUUCGGGGGAUUGUGGAGGAGAUCUUGCAGGUGGCCGGGAGUUUCAACGUGAGCGAGUACAUUCCCAGUGCAUUCAAGUGGAUCGACUGGAACAUCCCUCGUUUCAAGAGGCUUCAUGCUCGCCAGGACAGGUUCCUCCAGGAGAUCAUCGACGAACACAAGGUUGGUCACGAUGCUCUAGCCAAGCCUAGAGAUUUCAUAGACAUCCUUCUCUCCUAUUUCAACCAUGGAGACUCUCGAACCGACUUGGACAACAUCAAAGCUGUGCUUUCAGAUUUGCUGCCAGGGGGAACCGACACAUCCAUCACAACAGUGGAGUGGAUCCUGGCGGAGCUACUUCGAAACCCACUUGCAUUGAAGAAGGCCCAAGACGAGCUCGACACGGUGGUAGGGAAAGAUCGCAUGGUAAACGAAUCGGAUUUCCCCAAGCUCCACUACCUGCACGCGAUCAUCAAGGAGACCUUUCGUCUCCACCCCCCGAUCGCGCUGCUCGUCCCACACAUGUCAAGAUACGAAUGCAAGGUGGCCGGCUACGACGUUCCAAAGGGGGCUACCACGCUCGUCAAUGUCUACGCGAUUGGGAGAGACCCAACGGUGUGGGAGGAUCCCACUCGGUUCUCUCCCGAGAGGUUCCUCGAGGGGGCGGGGAAGGGCAUGGACGUCCGAGGCCAGGACUUCGAGCUCCUUCCAUUCGGCUCGGGGCGACGGUCGUGUCCUGGGCUUCAGCUGGGACUGAAAACGGUCGAGUUGGCUUUGUCAAAUCUCGUCCAUGGCUUCGACUGGAGCUUUCCCAACGGCGGCGGUGGGAAAGAUGCUUCCAUGGACGAGGCUUUCGGCUUGGUCAAUUGGAUGGCGACUCCAUUGCGAGCUGUGGUUGCUCCUCGGCUACCACCUCAUGCUUAUGAGAAAGUUUGACUGUUUACUAAAACUUAAAGUUCUCCAUA
Messenger RNA from Selaginella moellendorffii, 1642 nucleotides. Its product is annotated as flavonoid 3'-monooxygenase. The coding region runs from base 87 to 1613 and encodes 508 amino acids. The transcript has 2 exons. The record is from RefSeq and is a predicted model, not a curated record. Lineage: Eukaryota; Viridiplantae; Streptophyta; Lycopodiopsida; Selaginellales; Selaginellaceae. Gene Ontology annotation, molecular function: iron ion binding; oxidoreductase activity, acting on paired donors, with incorporation or reduction of molecular oxygen; heme binding.